Trichoplax adhaerens is the source of this 1122-nucleotide messenger RNA. RefSeq lists its product as uncharacterized. Gene Ontology annotation, cellular component: cytoplasm. The transcript has 4 exons. Gene Ontology annotation, molecular function: tRNA methyltransferase activity. The record is from RefSeq and is a predicted model, not a curated record. NCBI's taxonomy places the organism in Eukaryota, Metazoa, Placozoa, Uniplacotomia, Trichoplacea, Trichoplacidae. Gene Ontology annotation, biological process: tRNA methylation. The annotation marks the transcript as partial.
AGAGCCUGGCUAAAACAACAAGCCCUACUGCACGACGAAUAUAAAGUCAAGAAAAUGAAUGGCAACUUGGUAGCGCUGCCACUUUGUAAUAAUUGCACGUUAUCUCAAUGCCAGAUGCUCGAUCUAAAUAAAUUAUGUUUAUCUUAUCGAACUGUUCAAAUACCAAUGAGGUCUCUACAAGCAAGGAAAUAUAAAUUGGAUAAAAUAUCCCAACCAUUACAUCAAUCUGUUGCUGUUCUAUAUGAGAAAUCCACUGGCAUUCCCUUAACUGCAAAUUUAGCUGCUCAGAUACCUAAUCAUUGGAUUAAGCACGGCGAUAUGAUCGUCUUACCUGCCAAUUCGUUCACAGCUCAAGAAUGGCUAGCUUUAGGAGAUGAAUUAUGGCAUCUAGUAUGUUCAACACUAGGAGCAAAGCGUUUGGCUAAAAAUUCGGCUAUUCUAAACGAUAAUCAUCGUACUCCAAACGUCGAAAUGUUACUUGGUGAUUGCAGUUGGGUAACACACAUGGAUAAUGGGAUAAAAUACACCUUUGAUAUUACCAAGUGUAUGUUUUCUCCUGGCAAUAUUACGGAAAAGAUCAGAAUUUCUAAUUUUGACUGUAGCGAGGAGAUUAUAGUCGAUUUAUAUGCCGGCAUUGGUUAUUUUGUAUUGCCGUACUUAAUUCAUGCUAAAGCAAAGUUUGUACAUGCUUGUGAAUGGAACCCACAUGCUGUUGAAGCAUUAGAAAAAUCUUUAAUUUUAAAUAAAGUAAGAGAAAAAUGUACUGUCUACUUCGGAGACAACCGGCAGCAUGCCCCCAAAUUUAUAGCCGAUCGUGUGAAUCUGGGCUUGUUGCCUACAAGUCGCCCCGGAUGGCAUAUUGCGUGCGCUGCAUUGAGACCGGAUCGCGGUGGUUGGUUGCAUGUUCAUGGCAAUGUAAAUACUUACAAGGUAGUGCAAUCUGAGAGGAAGCAGUUUUGGCAGCAAUGGGGUGAGGAAGUAGCUUCAGAGUUAGAAUUAAUACUUAAUCAAAUGCAUAGCGAUAAAUCUGGAUGGAAAGCGACCUGUAAAAGUGUAACACAUGUUAAACGCUAUGCACCUCAUAUCGAUCACCUUAUUGCAGAUGUGCAUUGUACAGUGUAA